CCUGUGACCUGCAGGUACUGGGAGAUCUGUUGGGAGGACAUCGGGACAUCCGGGGAGCUGGGAAAUGCUUUUCCCUUUCCUGGUGAUCCCAAGUUUCUCUGCAGCAGCCUCUGUCACCCUGUGACCUGCAAGUACCCGAGAUCUGUAGGGAGGACACCGGAACAUCCCGGAAGCUGGGAAAUGGGAGUGUUGACAUUCAAGGACGUGUCUAUUGAAUUCUCUAUGGAAGAGUGGGCCUGCCUGGACCCUGCUCAGCAGCAUUUGUAUCGGGAAGUCAUGUUAGAGACUUACAGAAACCUGGUCUUCCUGGGUCUUGCUGUCUCUAAGCCAGAACUCAUCACCUAUCUGGAGCAAAGCAAAGAACCCUGGAAGGCGAAGACACACCAGACACUAGUCAAGCACCCAGCUCUAUGUACUCAUUAUACUGAAGACCGCUUUCAAGAGUGGGGCGCAAAUAUUUUAUUUCCAGAGAUGAUCCUGACCAGAUAUCAAAGCUAUGGCUCUGAGAAUUUAAACUUAACAAAAAAUUGGGAAAGUAUGUAUAAGUGUGAUGGGCAGAAAGUAUGUUACAGUGGACUUCACCAAUGUUUAACAGCUACCUACAGCAAAGUCUUCCAAUGUAGUAACUCUUUGAACACCUUCAGAAAAUUGUCAGAUCUCAAUAGACAAACAAUGAUACAUACCUUAGAGAAAACUUUUAAUUGUAAAAGCUAUAAGAAAACCUCUAACUUCUGCUUACAUGUUACAGAUAAUAAGAUCACUCAUAUUGGAAAAAAACAGUCCAAAUGUGAAGAAGGUAGCCAAGUUUUUCAGUCUUGCUCAAGAUUCAAUACUGGAGAGAAACUGGACAAGUGUGAAAAUAAUGGCAAAUGUCUUAGUCACAGUUCAAAAUAUUGUAACCAUGAGAAUUUUGAUACUGGAGAAAAAACCUGUAAUUAUACGUUAUGUGACAAACUUACCAAGCAACACUCACACAUUUCUGGACAAAAAAGAAUGGAUUCUGCAGACAAACCCUUCAAAUGUGAAGAAUGUGGCAUAACAUUUAACCAGAACUCUCUUCUAUUUAGACAUCAAAGAAUUCAUUCUGAAGAUAAACCCUACAAAUGUCAGGAAUGUGGCAAAGCCUUUAACAAGUACUCAAACCUUUCUGUACUUCAAAGAAUUCAUUCUGAAGAGAAACCCUAUGGAUGUGAAGAAUGUGGCAAAGCCUUUAAACACUACUCAGACCUUUCUAGACAUCAAAGAAUUCAUUCUGGACAGAAACCCUACAAAUGUCAAGAAUGUGGCAAAGCCUUUAACCACCACUCAAACCUUUCUAGACAUCAAAGAAUUCAUUCUGGAGAGAAACCCUACAAAUGUCAAGAGUGUGGAAAAGCCUUUAAUCAGUACCCACACCUUUCUAGACAUCAAAGAAUUCAUUCUAGAAGGAAACUCUGCAACUGUCAAGAGUGUGGCAAAGCCUUUAACCAAAACUCAGACCUUUCUAGACAUCAAAAAAUUCACUCUGGAGAGAAACCCUACAAAUGUCAAGAAUGUGGCAAAGCCUUUAACCGGUACUCACAACUUUCUAGACAUCAAAGAAUUCAUUCCGGAGAGAAACCCUACAAAUGUCAAGAAUGUGGCAAAGCCUUUAACCAGCACUCAGACCUUUCUAGACAUCAAAGAAUUCAUUCUGGACAGAAACCCUACAAAUGUCAAGAGUGUGGCAAAGCCUUUAACCACUACUCAAACCUUUCUAGACAUCAAAGAAUUCAUUCUAGAGGGAAACCCUACAAAUGUCAAGAGUGUGGCAAAGCCUUUAACCAGUACCCACACCUUUCUGUACAUCAAAGAAUUCACUCUGGAGAGAAACCCUACAAAUGUCAAGAAUGUGGCAAAGCCUUUAGCCGGUACUCACACCUUUCUAUACAUCAAAGAAUUCACUCUGGAGAGAAACCCUACAAAUGUCAAGAAUGUGGCAAAGCCUUUAACCGGUACUCACACCUUUCUAGACAUCAAAGAAUUCACUCUGGACAGAAACCCUACAAAUGUCAAGAAUGUGGCAAAGCCUUUAACCACCAGUCAGACCUUUCUAGACAUCAAAGAAUUCAUUCUGGAGAGAAACCCUACAAAUGUCAAGAGUGUGGCAAAGCCUUUAACCAGUACCCACACCUUUCUGUACAUCAAAGAAUUCACUCUGGACAGAAACCCUACAAAUGUCAAGAAUGUGGCAAAGCCUUUAACCACCACUCAGACCUUUCUAGACAUCAAAGAAUUCAUUCUGGAGAGAAACCCUACAAAUGUCAAGAGUGUGGCAAAGCCUUUAGCCGGUACUCACACCUUUCUAUACAUCAAAGAAUUCACUCUGGAGAGAAACCCUACAAAUGUCAAGAAUGUGGCAAAGCCUUUAACCACCACUCAGACCUUUGUAGACAUCAAAGAAUUCAUUCUGGAGAGAAACCUUACAAAUGUCAAGAAUGUGGCAAAGCCUUUAAUCAGUACCCACACCUUUCUGUACAUCAAAGAAUUCACUCUGGGGAGAAACCUUACAAAUGUCAAGAAUGUGGCAAAGCCUUUCACCAGCACUCAGACCUUUCUAGACAUCAAAGAAUUCAUUCUGGAGAGAAACCCUACAAAUGUCAAGAAUGUGGCAAAGCCUUUAACCAGUAUUCACACGUUUCUGUACAUCAAAGAAUUCACUCUGGAGAGAAACCCUACAAAUGUCAAGAGUGCGGCAAAGCCUUUAACCACUACUCAAACCUUUCUGUACAUCAAAGAAUUCACUCUGGAGAGAACCCCUACAAAUGUGAAGAGUGCGGCAAAGCCUUUAAUAUGUACUCACACCUUUCUGUACAUCAAAGAAUUCACUCUGGACAGAAAUCCUACAACUGUCAAGAAUGUGGAAAAUCCUUUAAGUACUACACAAGCUUUUCUAGACAUCAAAGAAUUCACCCUGGAGAUUAACCCUACAAAUGUGAAGAGUGUGGCAAAGCUUUUAACUGUGACUCAAACCUUUCUGUACAUCAAAGAAUUCACUCUGGACAUAAAACUUACAAAUUUAGAGAAUGCAUGCACUAAAGCCAUUUUCCUUAGUUAAAC
Nycticebus coucang (slow loris) is the source of this 3078-nucleotide messenger RNA. RefSeq names its product zinc finger protein 91-like. The record is from RefSeq and is a predicted model, not a curated record. Gene Ontology annotation, molecular function: DNA-binding transcription factor activity, RNA polymerase II-specific; RNA polymerase II cis-regulatory region sequence-specific DNA binding. The coding region runs from base 181 to 2943 and encodes 920 amino acids. The transcript is spliced from 5 exons. NCBI's taxonomy places the organism in Eukaryota, Metazoa, Chordata, Mammalia, Primates, Lorisidae. Gene Ontology annotation, biological process: regulation of DNA-templated transcription.